Molecule: messenger RNA, 153 nt
Organism: Fusarium odoratissimum NRRL 54006
Lineage: Eukaryota; Fungi; Ascomycota; Sordariomycetes; Hypocreales; Nectriaceae
Exons: 1
Coding region: 1-153 (50 amino acids)
Source: RefSeq, a predicted model, not a curated record
AUGAAUGUAACAUACACAUACGCAGCCGUGUGGAAAAGUUCUUUUCGAACUGUUACUAUACAUCAAAACCAGACACACCUGCGGGACCGUGCGGCGACCCAUACCAGAUUAUUCAAAGAUUCUUAUCUCUUUUUGAUAGUCAAGCCUAUCUAG